UAUAGGAACAAUUUUGAUUGCUGUCUGCGUAAUUUUUGCUCGGUGGAGACUGCUUAAGCAUAAAGGUAAGUAUAAGAAACUUGGUGUACUGCUAUUUACACAGGAAAAUAUUUACAACUAAACAAUUACUGCCACUAGAUUCUAAAUCAGCACCUAAGGAGAUGAAGAAAGGAAACUCAUUCUUAAAAAGAAGGGAAGCUCAGUUUUCGGAUGAUAGUUUACUUGGAGAGAUCAAUCAAGUAGACUUUCAGGAGCUACCGUUGUUUGAAUUUGAGAUACUUGUAACAGCAACCAACAGCUUUCAACCGAGCAAUAAGCUUGGGCAAGGUGGUUUUGGUCUGGUAUACAAGGGAAAACUGCAAGAUGGACAAGAAAUAGCUGUGAAAAGACUUUCACAGACAUCAGGACAAGGCAUGGAAGAGUUUAUGAAUGAAGUGGUGGUUAUUUCUAAACUACAACACAGGAAUCUUGUUAAACUCCUUGGUUGCUGCAUUGAAGGAGACGAGAAGAUGCUGGUCUAUGAAUACAUGCCAAAUAAAAGUUUAGAUGCUUUUAUUUUCGAUCCACUCAAAGAAGGACUGUUGGAUUGGAGUAAACGAUUUAACAUCAUCCAAGGAAUUAGUAGAGGUGUCCUUUACCUUCAUAGGGAUUCUAGACUUCGAAUCAUACAUCGAGAUUUAAAGGCAAGCAACAUCUUGUUAGACGCAGAAAUGGAUCCUAAAAUUUCUGAUUUUGGAAUGGCUAGGAUCUUUGGAGGGAAUGAAAAUCAAGCUAGCACCAGAAGGGUUGUGGGAACAUAUGGUUAUAUGUCACCUGAAUACGCCAUGGAAGGCCGCUUUUCAGAGAAAUCUGAUGUGUUCAGUUUCGGAGUAUUGUUGUUGGAGAUUGUUAGUGGGAGAAAGAACACAAGUUUCCACGAUGAUAUCCAUUCUUUAAGCCUUUUAGGAUAUGCAUGGAAAUUGUGGAAAGAAGAGAUCGUAUCUCCUUUAAUAGAUUCAACAAUCUCUGAUCCAAUCUUUCGAAACGAAAUUCUGAGAUGCAUACACAUAGGACUAUUGUGUGUUCAAGAAUUCGUCCAAGACAGGCCAAGUAUGUCUGCUGUAAUUUCCAUGCUAAACAGUGAGAUUUUAGAUCUUCCUGCACCAAAACAGCCUGGCUUCACUGGGAGACAAUUUACCACUGAUACAGAGUCUUCUCAACAGAAUCAAGAAAUAACAUGUUCUGUUAACAAAGUAACCAUUACAUGUGUGGAAGGAAGAUGAUAAUUAAUAGUUUCCAUUCUUCUUUUUUCUUCUUUCGUUUAAUUUAAUUAUUUUAAUGAUGUAUUACUAAGAAUAUAUACCUGUGAAUGCUGACAAAUUAACUUUGUUGUUGUCUUCUAGUUGUUAUGUUUUGUGUAUCUUUAAUGAUGUUUAUGUACCUGUGAAUAUAUACCUGUGAAUAUAUACCUGUGAAUAUAUAUUAGACAGUGGUAGUAUAAUCAAUAACCCAGAA
Messenger RNA from Carica papaya (papaya), 1494 nucleotides. The record is from RefSeq and is a predicted model, not a curated record. NCBI's taxonomy places the organism in Eukaryota, Viridiplantae, Streptophyta, Magnoliopsida, Brassicales, Caricaceae.